GUUGUGAGGAGAAUACUUUUUGUUGAAUGAGCAGUGAAUGGGUCCUCCUCUUGCUAGUGUUUAUAUAAAUAAGAGGAGACCUAGGGUUUAGAGGCCCUCUCUGGUUAACCUGGAGUAAUGGAGACUGAGGUGCUUCACAUGAGCGACCUCGGCGGUUCCCUCCCAGUCAAAAAUGUCCAAGCUCUAGCGUCCAAGGGCCUGAAGGAGGUUCCGCCUCGCUAUCUACGGCCCGCAUCUGAGCUCGGCGAGGUGUGCGAGUCCGAGUCUCUUGAGAUUCCUGUCAUAGACAUGAUCAGGCUCGGUGAGGAUCACCCCCACCACAGAGAGGAAAUCGAGAAGUUCCAUUUGGCUUGCAAGGAAUGGGGCUUCCUCCAGUUGAUAAACCAUGGCAUAUCGGGAGAGAUCAUUCAUCAAGUGAAGACAGAUACCGAGGAGUUCUUUAAGCUGCCAUUAAAAGAGAAGAAGAAUUAUGAGCAGUUACCUAACUCCAUCGAAGGCUAUGGCCAAGCUUUUGUUCUGUCGGAAGACCAGAAGCUUGACUGGAAUGACAUGCUCUUCCUUUUUGCACAACCUGCUUCCCAGAGAAACCUCAGGUUUUGGCCAAAGAACCCUGCCUCUUUCAGAGCAACCCUGGACGGUUACUCUUCACAGUUAGUACGGAUUUCGCUUUUCCUCCUGAGAGCUAUGGCCAAGAACUUGGGACUUUCUCCGGAUGUGUUUGCAAGCAUGUUUGAAGAGGGGAUACAAGGGAUAAGACUGAACUACUAUCCACCGUGCAAGCAAGCAAAUGAGGUCCUGGGUCUGACCCCACACUCUGAUGCCAGCGGACUAACCCUGCUAACUCAAGUGAAUGAUGUAGAUGGAUUGCAAAUCAAGAAGAACGGUAAAUGGCUGCCUAUUAAAACUGUUCCCGAGGCGUUCAUCGUCAACGUAGGCAACGUCAUCGAGAUAAUGAGCAAUGGACAGUACAAGAGCAUAGAGCACAGAGCAGUAGUGAAUCCAGAAAAGGAACGCCUCUCAAUUGCAGCAUUCCACAGUCCAAAUAUAGAAGCUUCAAUUGGCCCAUUUCCAGAUCUUACCGGAAAGAGCGGUGCACUGUACAAAACAACGAAUCAUGAGGAUUACAUGAGGCUGGUUGUCGCGAGCAAACUCGACGGUAAAAGCCUGCUGGACCAGUUCAGACUUAGUGAUGUAUGAAUCGCUUGUAUAUUGAAAGUCGUUUAAAACUUGUUGGUGUGUGUGUACCAAGUUAAUAAAGAAAAGGGACUGUAGGUCUCAAAGAUGUGGAAAGAAACGACAGGUUCUGCAAUGACCACCUUUUGCUUAAGAAUGAUGUAAAGGUUUCCUCAAGCAUUCAGAUAGAAUACGAGGUCUUUUAUGCAUAGUACCAUGAUGUCAAUAUGAAUUAUUCCUUCUCGAAUUUAAACAUUGCAAUGGUUAGAUUCUCCGGAAGCAUGUGAACAGACUGGUAAAUACUGCUCCCUAGUUCCCACGAGCGGUAAUGUUAAGACAGCCCUUUAGAAGCAAAUCACCGGUACCAAGAAACAUGUACUUCUGAAGAAGCUUGCUUGACGACCAUCUGAGCAUUCUAGAUGAUCGGAUGGUUAUUGAAGCAAACCUAGAUCG
This is a messenger RNA of Rhodamnia argentea, 1626 nucleotides long. Its product is annotated as S-norcoclaurine synthase 1-like. Bases 118 to 1197 code for a protein of 359 amino acids. The record is from RefSeq and is a predicted model, not a curated record. NCBI's taxonomy places the organism in Eukaryota, Viridiplantae, Streptophyta, Magnoliopsida, Myrtales, Myrtaceae. The transcript has 4 exons.